AUGUCAGCAACUUCCGCUGCACAACGCCAACCCCACGGCAGACGGAGCAAGAAUCUGCUUGUAGCAUCUCUUGCUUUGCUCAUCCAAUGUACAGACACGAUCGCCGCCUCUAAGCAGACCCUGUCUCCGUUUGAUUGCAGCAACGUGGCCGUCUCGUCCAAGCAGUCGUUCGACCUCUCCAAGAUUGCGUAUCCCAUUCGCGUCUCGAGCAAAGAAUCAACACCACCAUCCGAGACCAAAACGUUCAUCGACAUUGACCUGUGCAAGCCGCUCGAGGCAGAUGCCAACCGGGACGAGAAGGACCAGUGUCCACGUGGAACGAGGAUAUGCAUUACUAUUGAAGCCAUUAAGGACGACAAGGCCAUCGUUACACAGGCGAUUCCAGUUGCCUACUCGGACGAAGCCGAAGGGAAGAAGAUCGAGGCCAAGGUGGAAUGGGGCGAAGAGCUAGAAGGAGGCGAGAAGAGCAUCGAGCUUCAAUUUCCAGGAGCUACCUAUGCUGAACGAGAGCAAAAGGCAGAGCUUGAGCUAGUCUGCGAUGCCAAGGCCGACGCAGACGAGCAGCCUAGCGUCAGAAGCUACGACCGCGCCCAAGGAAAGCUCAAGCUACGCUGGGCAACCAAAUUUGCGUGCUCUUCUGCUGCUACCAAACCAGGCAGCGGAUCUCCGUCCAAGGGCGGAUCAGACAGCGAUGGCGACAAGGGCAGCGAUAGUGAUGGUGCAUCGGCAUCCGGCGGAUGGGGCUUCUUUCACUGGCUCUUCUUCUUGCUCUUUGUUGGCUUCGUCGCAUAUAUGGGUGUUGGGAUGUACAACAACUACAACAACUACGGAGCAAGCGGGUGGGAUCUGGUACCGCACAAAGACUUUUGGCGAGAGUCGCCGUACAUUGCUCGUGAUGCGGCAACCCAUGUAUGGCAGGCUGUUUCGGGCAAUCGUGGAGGAGGCGGAUUCAGCGGAGCAGGUGGGCGCGGAGCAUAUGAGCCCAUAUGA
Mycosarcoma maydis (corn smut) is the source of this 990-nucleotide messenger RNA. RefSeq lists its product as uncharacterized. NCBI's taxonomy places the organism in Eukaryota, Fungi, Basidiomycota, Ustilaginomycetes, Ustilaginales. Bases 1 to 990 code for a protein of 329 amino acids. The record is from RefSeq and is a predicted model, not a curated record. The transcript has a single exon.